Molecule: messenger RNA, 2586 nt
Organism: Acinonyx jubatus (cheetah)
Lineage: Eukaryota; Metazoa; Chordata; Mammalia; Carnivora; Felidae
Gene: GNB5
Product: G protein subunit beta 5
Exons: 12
Coding region: 309-1370 (353 amino acids)
Biological process (GO): G protein-coupled dopamine receptor signaling pathway; G protein-coupled receptor signaling pathway
Cellular component (GO): heterotrimeric G-protein complex; cytoplasm
Molecular function (GO): protein binding; signaling receptor complex adaptor activity
Source: RefSeq, a predicted model, not a curated record
CUCUGCAAGUAGCAGCCACUGCGCAGCCUAUCAAGUCCCACUGAGAGCUGAUCGGUGCCAGGGAGGGGGUAGGUAGGAAGGCCGUGUCACUGGGACUUCACCAGGUCCCAGGAGCCGGCAGUCCUGGAUUGGAAUCCCAGUUUGGUCCUUCACUACGAGCGGGUCCUCGGGCAAGUCACGUUAUCGACUCUGAGCCUCGGUUUUCCCACCGGUAAAAGGGGCACGACACUCCCUGGUUCUCCGGGUGUUGUGAGCUGCAGCGCCACCGCGGGCAUCGCCCCGGGCACAGCGCCAGGAGCGCGCCGCAGAUGGCAACCGAUGGGCUGCACGAGAACCAGACGCUGGCGUCGCUGAAGAGCGAGGCCGAGAGCCUCAAGGGCAAACUGGAGGAGGAGCGGGCCAAGCUGCACGACGUGGAGCUACACCAGGUUGCGGAGCGGGUGGAGGCCCUGGGGCAGUUUGUCAUGAAGACCAGAAGGACCCUCAAAGGCCAUGGGAACAAAGUUCUCUGCAUGGACUGGUGCAAAGAUAAGAGAAGGAUCGUGAGCUCAUCCCAGGAUGGGAAGGUGAUCGUGUGGGAUUCCUUCACUACUAACAAGGAGCACGCGGUCACUAUGCCCUGCACGUGGGUGAUGGCUUGUGCGUAUGCCCCAUCAGGAUGCGCCAUUGCAUGCGGUGGUUUGGAUAAUAAGUGUUCUGUGUAUCCACUGACAUUUGACAAAAAUGAAAACAUGGCUGCCAAAAAGAAGUCAGUCGCUAUGCAUACCAACUACCUGUCUGCCUGCAGCUUCACCAACUCAGACAUGCAAAUCCUGACGGCGAGUGGCGAUGGCACAUGUGCCCUGUGGGACGUGGAGAGCGGACAGCUGCUGCAGAGUUUCCAUGGGCACGGGGCCGAUGUGCUCUGCUUGGACCUGGCCCCCUCAGAAACAGGCAACACCUUCGUGUCUGGGGGAUGUGACAAGAAAGCCAUGGUGUGGGACAUGCGCUCUGGCCAGUGCGUGCAGGCCUUUGAAACACACGAAUCCGACAUCAACAGUGUCCGAUACUACCCAAGUGGAGAUGCCUUUGCUUCAGGAUCAGAUGAUGCUACGUGUCGCCUCUACGACCUCCGGGCAGACAGGGAGGUCGCCAUCUAUUCCAAAGAGAGUAUCAUAUUUGGAGCAUCCAGUGUGGACUUCUCCCUCAGUGGUCGCCUGCUGUUUGCUGGAUACAAUGAUUAUACCAUCAAUGUCUGGGAUGUUCUCAAGGGGUCCAGAGUCUCCAUCCUGUUUGGACAUGAAAACCGCGUUAGCACUCUACGAGUUUCCCCCGACGGGACUGCGUUCUGCUCAGGGUCAUGGGAUCAUACCCUAAGAGUCUGGGCUUAAUCGUCUCUUCACAAUGCACACCUGAGAGUAGAAUUUGAAAUCAUCAUAUGUAAACAGAUCUUUCUUCUAGAGGAUCUGAGGGCUACUGCAACUUAGCUUAAAGGAGCAACUCUAUGGCUGAAGUUCACUCAGCGUCCCCAUUAUUACCAUUAAAACUACCACCCUUGGAAAGAUACUGGUGUGAGCCUCCAGCACUAGGACACCUUCAAGUACAGUGUCUUGCAUUUUGAACACUUUUUAAAAUUUAUCCAUUUUUAAGGUUAUUCUAGUUAUAUAGUCUCAUCUCAUUCUAUUACCAACAGGAUUCAGCAUUUAACAUAUCCUGUAGUACUUCCUUAAAUGAAAUUUGUUUUCAGAGCACUUUAAAAUCUGAUUCCUCUCAGUGUGCACUGUCUUUGGAACCUUCCUCUAGAAGUGCUGAUCUUAAUGCACUACAUGAGGCAGACUGUACUGACUAGUCUGUGAUAGAAGAUUCCAAUUCCAAAUGUAAUUGGAAAAUAAUCACUUUUUUUAAGUUUAUUUAUUUAUUUUGAGAGAGAGUAUAUGUGCAUGCGUGGGGGAAAGGCAGAGAGAGAGGGAGAGAGAGAGAAUCCCAAGCAGACUCUGUGCUGUCAGCACAGACCCCAAUGCAGGGCUCGAUCUCAUGAACCUGUGAGAUCGUGACCUGAGCCGAAAUCAAGAGUUGGAUGCUUAACCUACUGAGCUACCCAGGUGCCCCUGGACAUAAUCACUUUUUAAAAAUUUUUUUAUUGCAAAAAUUUCUUUUUCAGUCUGGUAGUGUCUUUUUCAGAUCAAACAUUUCCAUCUCUGUGAACAGUUCUAAAUGAAGGAGAGAUAGGCAUUGAGUGGACAGGAUGUUUGAUUUAUGAAUUCUGUGAUGAUGCAAUCACUUGGACAGGAUAUUUCCUGUCAUUGAAGAGUAAAGCUGAAUGCUGUUUGUGACACAAAUGCUUCUCAGAGCAACCAGAACCUUUCUGUGCAGGAACACAAGACCACAAACUUAUUUAAAAACCUGUUAGUAAUAGUAGAUGUUCUAGAAUUAAUAGCAUCCACUCAGGCUAAAGUAGAUCAUAUCCAUAUAAAGUAUAUUCAUAUUUAUUGCAUUGAAAAAGUAAUUACAUAUGCAAAUUAACUGAUAGCUCUUGAGUAAUAAUGUCUUUGCUGCUCUUAUAUUGAGAAAAAAGAACACAAAAAAAUACCUUGUCUUUAUUUGAAA